Psammomys obesus (fat sand rat) is the source of this 3638-nucleotide messenger RNA. It is a transcript of the gene Sytl4, whose product is annotated as synaptotagmin like 4. The transcript has 17 exons. Gene Ontology annotation, biological process: intracellular protein transport; exocytosis. NCBI's taxonomy places the organism in Eukaryota, Metazoa, Chordata, Mammalia, Rodentia, Muridae. The record is from RefSeq and is a predicted model, not a curated record. Gene Ontology annotation, molecular function: phospholipid binding; neurexin family protein binding; small GTPase binding. The coding region runs from base 155 to 2173 and encodes 672 amino acids. Gene Ontology annotation, cellular component: plasma membrane; exocytic vesicle.
GCCCCGGUUGCUGUAUUGGUGUUUUUGGAGCUAGAGACCCUCCCAGACACAGCACCUAUACAUUUGAGCUCCUACUAGCACCUGUUGCAGGUGACAGACAGCUCUGUUCACUCUCCUUGCGAGGUUGUCUUGAAGAAAGAAGAGUAAAGACAUCAUGUCAGAGAUACUAGACCUCUCUUUUCUGUCCGAUAUGGAAAGGGAUUUGAUCAUCAGUGUUCUGCAAAGAGAUGAAGAACUCAGAAAAGCAGAUGAGAAAAGGAUUAGACGACUGAAGAAUGAGCUACUGGAGAUAAAAAGAAAAGGUGCCAAAAGGGGCAGCCAACACUACAGUGACAGAACCUGUGCCAGGUGCCAGGAAGGCCUGGGCCGCCUGAUUCCCAAGAGCAACACUUGUGCGGGUUGUAAUCAUUUAGUGUGUCGAGACUGCCGCAUCCUGGAAAGCAAUGGUUCCUGGAGGUGCAAGGUGUGCACCAAGGAAAUAGAAUUGAAGAAAGCAACUGGAGAUUGGUUUUAUGACCAGAAAGUAAACCGCUUUGCUUACCGAACAGGCAGUGAGAUAAUCAGGAUGUCCCUGCGCCGUAAGCCUGCAGCAAAUAAAAGAGAGACAGUGGGACAGUCCCUUCUUCAGCAGACACAGAUGGGUGAUAUCUGGCCAGGAAGAAAGAUCAUUCAGGAACAGCAGAAGGAGCCCAGUGUGCUGUUUGAGGUGCCAAAACUGAAAAGUGGAAAGAGCACGCUGGAGGCUGAGAGCGAGAGCCUGGAUAGCUACACAGCUGAUUCAUAUAGCACCCCCAGGAGAGAUUCUCUGGAUAAAUCUGGACUCUUCCCGGAAUGGAAGAAGAUGUCUGCUCCCAAAUUCCAAGUCGAAAAGGAAACCCAGCCAGGGAGCCAAAAUGCAGUCUCUGUUGAUGAGGGCGACAUGAUCUUCAAGAAGAACACCAGAAAGAUCCUGAGGCCUUCAGAAUACACUAAGUCUGUGAUAGACCUUCGCCCAGAAGAUGUGGCACAAGAAAGUGGCAUCCUGGGAGACAGAAGCAAAUCUGUGCCAGGCCUCAGUGUGGAUAUGGAGGAAGAGGAAGAGGAAGAAGAGGAUAUUGACCACCUGGUGAAGCUGCAUCGCCAGAAACUAGCCAGAGGCAGCAUGCAGAGUGGCUCCUCCAUGAGUACCAUUGGAAGCAUGAUGAGUAUCUAUAGUGAAGCUGGUGAUUUUGGGAACGUCUCUGUUACUGGCAAGAUUGCCUUUUCACUCAAGUUUGAGCAGAAAACGCAGACUCUGAUCAUCCAUGUAAAGGAGUGCCACCAGUUGGCCUAUGCUGAUGAAGCCAAGAAGUGUUCUAACCCAUAUGUAAAGACUUAUCUUCUGCCUGACAAAUCCCGUCAGGGAAAAAGAAAAACUAGCAUCAAGCGGGACACCAUCAACCCACUAUAUGAUGAGACCUUUAGGUAUGUGAUUUCAGAGUCUCUUCUGGCUCAGAGGACUUUGCAGUUCUCUGUUUGGCAUCAUGGCCGUUUUGGCAGAAACACUUUCCUAGGAGAGGCGGAAGUCCACAUGGACUCUUGGAAGCUGGAUAAGAAGCUGGAUCAUUGCCUGCCUUUGCAUGGAAAGAUCAGUGCUGACUCCUCGCUUGGCUUGCCAGCACACAAAGGCGAGUUGGUGGUUUCAUUGAAAUACAUCCCAUCCUCCAAACUCCCUGUUGGAGGUGACCGGAAAAAGAGUAAAGGUGGGGAAGGGGGAGAACUCCAGGUGUGGAUCAAAGAAGCCAAGAACCUGACGGCUGCCAAAUCAGGAGGGACUUCAGACAGCUUUGUCAAGGGAUACCUCCUUCCCAUGAGGAACAAGGCCAGUAAGCGUAAAACUCCUGUGAUGAAGAAGACCCUGAAUCCCCACUACAACCAUACAUUUGUCUACAAUGGUGUGAGGCUGGAAGAUCUGCGACACAUGUGCCUGGAACUGACUGUAUGGGACCGGGAACCACUAGCCAGCAAUGACUUCCUGGGAGGAGUCAGACUGGGUGUUGGCACUGGGGUCAGUAAUGGCGAAGUGGUGGACUGGAUGGAUUCAACUGGUGAAGAAGUGAGCCUGUGGCAGAAGAUGCAACAGUACCCAGGGUCUUGGGCAGAAGGAACUCUGCAGCUACGUUCUUCAAUGGUCAAGCAGAAGCUGGGUGUAUGAGUCCCUAUCCUCAUCUACAGGUGCAUUCCUGGUCAGUUCAAGUCAAAAAAGCAAAGCAACCAAAAGGAAAGAUUUCUAAUUUAAUGUGUGUGCAUGUGUUUGUAUGAACAUAUUUCUGCAGAUCUUAUUUUACUAGCUAGCGUGACACUGGCAUGUUCUCUGUUAAAGCAGCAUAAAGGUCUUUUCAAAUUGUGUUUAUUUAUGUAUAGUCUAUUAUAUUUUUGGAGUACAUAGUUGCCUCUAUCUUUCUGUAGUUUAAUUAACUUUAAAAACCUUUUACAACUCUCUACCUUCUAUCUUGGUAUCCGUAUUCUUACUCCCCCUGGAAGUGUGAUGUUUUAGCAUUAGUUUUAUUUUUAGGUUUAGGUGUGCCUGAUCGAAGGCCAAUGCUCUUGGAAGUGAGGCUUGGUUGUUAAAGACAGGACUAUGGGAGUGUGGUUUACAACCAGUCCUUCUUCUCCAGUUUGUAUUUUAUGUCAUCAUUUACCAUGAUACACUUCUUGAUAUAGAACUUGCUUUUUAACUCUUCUUUUUUAAGCAAUUUCUGUCUUGCUUGAGUAUAGUGUUUUUGUUUUUGUUUUUGUUGUUGUUUUUAAUGCAAUGAAAAUUCUCCAGCUCCUUACUAGACCUUUGGGGAACCCUUAUAAUGAGUGACUUUAGAAAAUCCACUUUAAUAAGAUAAUGGCCUUUUCACUGAGGCAUUAACAUGCCCUGCGAGACCUACUAGCUGAUCCCAAAAGGUCUUAGUGACUCUGAAUAAAUUUUUCACAACUCAUGCUGAAUUCUCUGUUUUUAACUGUUACAGCAGUUGUUGGAAAGAGAUAUCUUUAUUUCCGUUAUGUACGAUGAGACAUCUUCAUUCUCACGUACUAUAGCUUUCUCCAAGUUUGUGUCUGGGGUGUGCUACUAUAUAGAACAUAGUCUGCAUAUCUCUGUUUCAGCCCAAACUGCCAAAGACUCUAAACCAAUACAGUGCUGCCCCAGGCUAGGAACUAUUAACACCCCAUGAAAAUGUGGAUGGAACCACCCAGCUAUUCUAAGUUUUUAACUAAAAUAUUUUCAGUUCCUAUUUUUGGUUGUUUCCAAGGGGUAACAUGGGAGUAGUGUGUUGAGACUUAAAAGAGGAAUCUAGUAAGCUUUUAUUUCCUGCUACUUAUUCUUCUAAACUGGACUUUCCAUUCAUAGCAGUCUAUCUAUACAAAGGUGUAUGUGGAUAGUGUCUGAACCAGAGAAGAAAUCCCUGUCAGUGGAUCCAUCUGCAAGUUGACUUUCCUGUAAGGUCACUCACUGGAUUGAAGGCAGCUAGAGUAGUUAAGUCUGUAGGUCUGAAUUGCACAGACUGUUUUUCCACGAUCCCUUCAAUGUGGAUUGAUACUGUAAUGGAAGCAUAACUUGAGAGCUCAAGCUCAUACUUGUUCUUUGGUAUUCCACCUCAAUAUGCAUGUGUGUUUCAAUAAAGCUUUAU